AUGGACCCGCCUGCGAACCUCAGCUACUUCACCCUCUCCACCCCCGCCCCUGGGGAGACCAACCGCAGCAGCUUCGACGCAGCAGACCCGCGCCCCAGCCUGCCCCUGCUCUCCGUCUUCGGGGUGCUUGUCCUGACCUUGCUGGGCUUCCUGGUGGCGGCCACGUUCGCCUGGAACCUGCUGGUGCUGGCGACCAUUCUCCGCGUACGCACAUUCCACUGCGUUCCGCACAACUUGAUGGCGUCUAUGGCCAUCUCGGACGUGCUGGUAGCCGCUCUGGUCAUGCCGCUGAGCCUGGUGCACGAGCUGUCUGGGCGCCGCUGGCAGCUGGGCCGGCGGCUGUGCCAGCUGUGGAUCGCGUGCGAUGUGCUCUGCUGCACGGCCAGCAUCUGGAACGUGACGGCCAUCGCGCUGGACCGCUACUGGUCCAUCACCCGUCACCUGGAAUACACGCUCCGCGCCCGCAGGCGCGUCUCCAACGUCAUGAUCGCGCUCACCUGGGCGCUCUCCGCCGUCAUCUCCUUGGCCCCGCUGCUCUUCGGCUGGGGCGAGACCUACUCGGAGGGCAGCGAGGAGUGCCAGGUGAGCCGCGAGCCCUCCUACACCGUGUUCUCCACCGUGGGCGCCUUCUACCUGCCGCUCGGCGUGGUGCUCUUUGUGUACUGGAAGAUCUACAAGGCCGCCACGCUCCGAGUGGGCCCCCGGAAGACCAACAGCGUCUCACCCAUAUCCGACACCGUGCAGGUGAAGGGCGCCGCUCAGCGGCCUGAGAUGGUCCUCGCCACGCGCGGCGCCACGGUCACCUUCCAGGCCGACGGGGACACGUGGGGCGAGCAGAAGGAGCAGCGCGCCGCCCUCAUGGUGGGCAUCCUCAUCGGGGUGUUCGCGCUCUGCUGGAUCCCGUUCUUCACCGCCGAGCUCCUCAGCCCCCUGUGCGCCUGCGACGUCCCAGCCACCUGGAAGAGCGUCUUCCUGUGGCUCGGCUACUCCAACUCCUUCUUCAACCCCCUCAUCUACACGGCCUUCAACAAGAACUACAACAGUGCCUUCAAGAACUUCUUCUUGAGGCACCACUGA
This is a messenger RNA of Budorcas taxicolor (takin), 1077 nucleotides long. RefSeq names its product 5-hydroxytryptamine receptor 5A (gene HTR5A). The record is from RefSeq and is a predicted model, not a curated record. The coding region runs from base 1 to 1077 and encodes 358 amino acids. The transcript is spliced from 2 exons. Gene Ontology annotation, molecular function: G protein-coupled serotonin receptor activity; neurotransmitter receptor activity. Gene Ontology annotation, biological process: chemical synaptic transmission; G protein-coupled receptor signaling pathway, coupled to cyclic nucleotide second messenger. NCBI's taxonomy places the organism in Eukaryota, Metazoa, Chordata, Mammalia, Artiodactyla, Bovidae. Gene Ontology annotation, cellular component: dendrite; plasma membrane.